Pieris macdunnoughi is the source of this 810-nucleotide messenger RNA. Lineage: Eukaryota; Metazoa; Arthropoda; Insecta; Lepidoptera; Pieridae. The record is from the annotation of a GenBank genome assembly.
AUGUCGCAGCCCCCCUUCCCGCUGUCCUGCACGCCCUGGGGAGCCCUGCACUACCAGCACAGAGAGGUAGGAAGCCCCGGACGUUACGAAGCUCCUACGCCGGCGGCACACACGCACGCACAGUAUCCGCACACACACAUCGAGACACAAUUAUGCAAAGGCGAGAAUGAGGAAAGUCGUGAAUUUAGGGAAUAUCGUGAACAUUAUCUUCAGAGAUGCGGUAGUUACAACAAAUGUGUGGAAGAAGAUAAAACGCAUGAAGAAGCAGUUAGCAGCUCUGUAGAUCCAUGGGGCGACAGACUUGUAAGCAGUUCGCUGUGUCAAACGCCCAGCACCUCUAGGAAAGAAGCUGCAUCACCACAUGUGACGACAACUCACUCAGGUGGUGGUCGUCGAGGAGCACUGCAGCUGUGGCAGUUCCUGGUCUCGUUAUUGGCGGAAGGGGCGCGUUGUGUCGCCUGGACCGGACGGGGUCUGGAGUUCAAGCUUCACGAGCCUGAAGAGGUGGCGCGUAGAUGGGGCGCUCAAAAAAAUCGACCAGCGAUGAACUAUGAUAAGCUAUCACGAUCUUUAAGAUACUACUACGAGAAGGGGAUCAUGCAGAAAGUUGCAGGCGAACGCUACGUCUACAAGUUCGUGUGUGACCCCGAGGCUCUAUUCAGCAUGGCCCGAGCCCCACAACCAUGUGACGUCAUAUCUCAUCUCUACUACCCCCCCUAUUUACCCCCCACAAGCACAGCAAGCUCAGAGUACCCCACCACUAGUAUUGGGAGACGGUUCUACGAAAGCACUCAGUUUGAUAAUACAUGA